UCCACGUUCCGCGUCGCCGCCUGGAGGUGCAGCCCCUGCCGCGAGGCGGAUGACUUCUCCCUUUCCCGCGGAAGGAGCGGACCCACCCCGCACAGGUCGGUCCCGGCUGUCACCCCGCGGCUCCCCGCCGUUAACCCCACCGCCUGCGGGGCAUGCGUGAGCCAGCGAGCGUCUGCUAACGGGAAGGGAAGCUUUAGCUCACGACGUCUCCCGCCAACACCGAGAUGGAGCGGCUGUGCGGACCGAAGCUGCCGUUCUGGGAGCUCAACAGCACGUUCCACACCGACCAGCCGGACCUGCCGCUCUGCUUCCAGCUGUCCGUGCUGGCGUGGCUGCCGUGCGUCUACCUGUGGGUCGUCAGUCCCGUCUACCUGUUCUACCUGAAGAGGAACAACAAGGGCUACAUCAUGGUGUCCAUCCUGAACCGCGUCAAGACGGUGUUCGGCCUGUUCCUGUGGAUCGUGUGUUGGACCGACCUCUUCUACUCCUUCCACGAGAUGCAGCAGAGCCAGACGCCGCCGCCCAUCUUCUUCAUCACGCCGCUGGUUCUCGGCGCCACCAUGCUGCUGGCCACGUUCCUGAUCCAGAGCGAGCGGCUGCACGGCGUCCAGUCCUCCGGCGUGCUCUUCAUCUUCUGGUUCCUGUCCGUGCUGUGCGCCAUCGUGCCGUUCCGCUCCAAGAUCCUGAAGGCCUCUGCCGAGAGCGAAAUCCCCGACCGGCUGCGCUUCACCACCUUCUACUUCUACUUCAGCCUGGUGGUGUGCGAGCUGAUCCUCUGCUGCUUCAAUGAGAGCCCGCCGCUGUUCUCCAGCACCGUCACGGAUCCCAAUCCCUGUCCUGAAACCACGGCGGGUUUUCUUUCCUCCAUGACGUUCUGGUGGUUCACCAGUUUGGCCUUCAAAGGAUACAAAAUGCCGCUGGAGGCCAAAGACCUGUGGUCCCUGAAGAAGCGCGACAGCUCGGAGGAGAUGGUCCCCAGACUCCUCCGGGAGUGGAAGAAGGAGCAGGCCAAGGCCAGGAGCGAACAGAAUCUGUCCGGCCAGGCGCUGUACGCCAAACCGUCCUCGCCGACCACCAACCACCUGUCAGGAGGCGAGGCGGGCGAGGCCGGUCCACAGGAAGCCGACGUGCUGCUGGCCAAUCAGAAAGCUCCCAAACAGCCGUCCUUCCUGCGAGCGCUCCUCAAAGCCUUCGGGCCGUACUUCCUGAUAGGCUCCGCCUACAAGCUGCUGCAGGACAUCAUCACCUUCGUCAACCCGCAGCUGCUCAGCCUCCUGAUCUCCUUCACGAAGCAGGACGACGUUCCUCUGUGGUGGGGCUACACGCUGGCCUUCCUCAUGUUCUUCACCGCCUUCCUGCAGACGCUCAUCCUGCACCAUCACUUCCAGUACUGCUUCGUCACCGGCAUGAACAUCCGCACCGCCCUCAUCGGCGCCAUCUACAGGAAGGCUCUCGUCAUCACCAACGCCGCCAAGCGCUCGUCCACGGUGGGAGAAAUCGUCAACCUGAUGUCUGUGGACGCGCAGAGGUUCAUGGACCUCACGGCCUUCCUGAACAUGCUGUGGUCGGCUCCUCUGCAGAUCAUGCUGGCUCUCUACUUCCUCUGGCAGAACCUCGGCCCGUCUGUGCUCGCCGGAGUGGCCGUCAUGGUCAUGCUCAUCCCUCUGAACGCCUUCAUCGCCAUGAAGACGCGCGCCUAUCAGGUGGAGCAGAUGCAGCACAAAGACGCUCGGAUCAAACUGAUGAACGAGAUCCUGAACGGCAUCAAAGUGCUGAAGCUCUACGCCUGGGAGGACUCCUUCAAGCAGAAGGUUCUGGACAUCCGGCAGAAGGAACUCAACGUUCUGCGCAAAACCGCAUACCUGGGCGCGCUGUCCACCAUGGCCUGGACCAGCGCCCCCUUCCUGGUCGCCCUGACGUCGUUCGCCGUGUACGUGUCCGUGGACGAGAACAACGUUCUGGACGCCAAGAAGGCCUUCGUGUCGCUCUCGCUCUUCAACAUCCUCAGGUUUCCUCUCAACAUGCUCCCCCAAGUGAUCAGCAGCAUGGCCCAGGCCAGCGUGUCUCUGAAGAGGAUCCAGAACUUCCUGAGUCACGACGAGCUGGACCCGGACUCCGUGGACCGGAAGAACACGUCUGCCGACUUCUCUGUGGCCGUGGUCAACGGGACGUUCUCCUGGUGGAAGGACCAAAGCCCGGUUCUGCACAGCAUCAGCGUGAUGGUUCCUCGCGGCUCGCUGCUCGCCGUGGUCGGCCCCGUCGGCUGUGGGAAGUCCUCCCUGAUCUCCGCUCUGCUGGGAGAGAUGGAGAAGGUGGAGGGGGAAGUGUCCGUCCGGGGCUCAGUGGCCUACGUCCCCCAGCAGGCGUGGAUCCAGAACGCCACGCUGCGGGACAACAUCCUGUUUGGGAAAGCCUUCAACGAGCAGAAGUACCGCUCGGUCCUGGACGCCUGCGCCCUCACGCCGGACCUGGAGGUGCUGCCCGGAGGAGACCUGACCGAGAUCGGAGAGAAGGGAAUCAACCUGUCGGGGGGGCAGCGCCAGAGGGUGAGCCUGGCCCGGGCGCUCUACAGCGACGCCGAGGUCUACCUGCUGGACGACCCGCUGUCCGCCGUGGACGCACACGUGUCCAAACACAUCUUUGACCACCUGAUCGGGCCGGAGGGGCUGCUGAAGGAGAAGACGCGCGUCCUGGUCACGCACGGCAUCAGCUUCCUGCCGCAGGUGGACAACAUCCUGGUGCUGGGGGAGGGGCGCGUGUCGGAGAUGGGCUCCCACCAGGAGCUGCUGAAGCAGAACGGCGCCUUCGCCGAGUUCCUGCGAAACUACGCUAUGGAGGACAUCCUGGAGGAGGAGGCUGAAGACGAGCUGCUGGACGAGGUGGAGUUCUUCCCUGAAGACGCGCUGAGCAACCAUCACUCCGACAUGAUGGAGAACGAGCCGGUGAUGAACGAGGCGCGGAAAGCCUUCAUGAGGCAGAUCAGCGUCCUGUCUGCGGACGGCGAGAACCCGCGCACACGCUCGGUGCGGCGGCACGGCUGCAGCCAGAGGAAGCGCGCCGAGCCGCCGGAGAAGAAGAAGGAGGUGGAGAAGCUGAUCCAGGCAGAGACGGCGGAGACCGGACGGGUGAAGACCACGGUGUACCUGGAGUACGUGAAGGCGGUGGGUGUGCUCCUGUCGGCGCUCAUCAUCCUGCUGUACGGCUGCCAGAGCGCCGCCGCCAUCGGCUCCAACAUCUGGCUGAGCCAGUGGACCAAUGACGCCACGGGGAACCACACCAGGGAGAACGUGCAGAUGAGGGUGUCGGUGUACGCCGCGCUGGGCAUCACGCAAGGUUUGCUGGUUCUGGUAAACUGCCUGCUUUGCCGGGUCUACAGCACGCUGCGCGCCGCCCAGCUCAUGCACUACAACAUGCUGCAGGGGGUGCUGCGGGCCCCCCAGGCCUUCUUCCAGAGCACCCCCUCGGGGCGGUUACUGAACCGCUUCAGCAAAGACAUGGACGCUAUAGACUCCCUCAUCCCUGACAAUAUUGACAUAUGGAUGCGCACCUUCUGGUACACACUGAAUGUGCUGCUCAUAUGCUCCGCCCUCACCCCCGUGUUCCUCAUAGUCGUAGCCCCGUUAAUGCUGUUCUAUUGGUGGGUUCAGAGGUUUUACGUGGCCACGUCUCGGCAGCUGAAGCGUCUGGAGUCGGUCAGCCGCUCUCCCAUUUACUCGCACUUCUCCGAGACCGUCACCGGCUCCAGCGUCAUCCGAGCCUACGGCAGGCUCGACGCCUUCGUGCUGAUGAGCGACGCCAAGGUGGACGAGAACCAGAAGAGCCACUACCCCGGGAUCGUGUCCAACAGGUGGCUGGGAGUCCGGAUCGAGUUCAUCGGGAACUGCAUCGUUCUGUUCGCCGCGCUGUUCGCCGUCAUCUGGAAGGAGACGCUGAGCCCGGGUCUGGUGGGGCUGUCGGUGUCCUACGCCCUGCAGGUGACCAUGUCUCUGAACUGGAUGGUCCGGAUGACGUCAGACCUGGAGAACAACAUCGUGGCGGUGGAGCGGGUCAAGGAGUACUCGGAGACCAAACCGGAGGCUCCCUGGGAGGUGGAGGACAAGAAGCCCCCCCCCGAAUGGCCCAUGGAGGGGAAGGUGGAGUUCCAGGACUACAGCGUCCGGUACAGAGAGGGUCUGGACCUGGUCCUGAGGAGCAUCACGCUGAACGUGAAGGGAGGGGAGAAGAUCGGCAUCGUGGGCCGGACGGGGGCCGGGAAGUCCUCCAUGACGCUCUGCCUCUUCAGGCUGCUGGAGGCGGCAGGAGGAGAGAUCACCAUCGACGGCGUGAAGAUCGCAGAGAUCGGCCUCCACGACCUGAGGUCCAGACUGACCAUCAUUCCUCAGGAACCCGUCCUGUUCUCAGGGACCCUGAGGAUGAACCUGGACCCGUUCGACAGAUACUCGGACGAAGACGUGUGGAAAGCUCUGGAACAUUCCCACCUGCACCGGUUUGUCCAGAACCAGCCGAUGAAGCUGCAGAUGGAGUGCUCCGAGGGAGGAGAGAACCUCAGUGUGGGUCAGCGGCAGCUGGUGUGUCUGGCUCGAGCUCUCCUGAGGAAGACCAGGAUCCUCAUCCUGGAUGAAGCUACCGCCGCCAUCGACCUGGAGACCGACGACCUGAUCCAGUCCACCAUACGGACCCAGUUUGAGAGCUGCACCGUCUUCACCAUCGCACACAGACUCAACACCAUCAUGGACUACACAAGAGUUCUGGUGUUGGACAAGGGAAAGAUCGCAGAGUUCGACACGCCCACCAACCUCAUCUCCAAGAGAGGGAUCUUCUACGGCAUGGCCAAAGACGCCGGCCUGGCUCAGUGAGGGCGCCGCGUGACCUUUCUCCUGCUCGGUCGCGGGGAUCGCCCGGCGCCUCCAGGCCGCCGUCGCCUCGUCUCACCAGCAUCUGCGGCGCCUGAACAGGAACCAGAAGCCAUAACCGCAAGCGCCGCUCGCCGGCGCCGCGCUGCCUUCAGUGCCUUCAGCUGUGGGAGAAAACGCCAGUGAACGCAUCAUCAGCUGAGAGGAGGAACCAUUUCUACCAGCAGACGAACACUGAGCCGCUCCGGGAGGAACACCGCCACAUGUUUUUGUACUGUUAUUUAUGCUUCUUUAGGGACCUUUGCUGUUAGCCACGUGAUUCUUCUAUGAAACUUGAAUGACUGUACCACAAAAUGCUGAAUAUCUUUAUUAAAAAAUGGGAACAAAAACA
Messenger RNA from Oryzias melastigma (Indian medaka), 5244 nucleotides. It is a transcript of the gene abcc3, whose product is annotated as ATP-binding cassette, sub-family C (CFTR/MRP), member 3. The coding region runs from base 225 to 4856 and encodes 1543 amino acids. The record is from RefSeq and is a predicted model, not a curated record. NCBI's taxonomy places the organism in Eukaryota, Metazoa, Chordata, Actinopteri, Beloniformes, Adrianichthyidae. Gene Ontology annotation, molecular function: ATP binding; ATP hydrolysis activity; ABC-type transporter activity. Gene Ontology annotation, biological process: transmembrane transport. The transcript has 31 exons. Gene Ontology annotation, cellular component: membrane.